AUGCGCUCAGACGAUCUGGCAGCACAAACUCGUCACUGCGACGGCUUCGAAACGCCAAUGGAUGUAUCAAAUGAGCAACUGCAACCAUUCACGAUGAACAGGUCUACAGGAAGCGAAGGCUCAGAAGUCCAACACAGCUUCCAUCUGGCGGAUACUAAUAGCAAUGACCUUGAACCACCUAGUGAGUUGGGAGCAAGCGAUCCAGUGACGAUAGAUAUACCCCAGGACUACGAUUGGUAUAGCUUUUCUUUCACAGAGGCUGGUGUUGCGCAAUUCGAUGGUGUUGAACCUUCCUCCCUUUUCCAGCAAGGUUGGCAAAUGUUUGGCUAG
Penicillium manginii is the source of this 330-nucleotide messenger RNA. RefSeq lists its product as uncharacterized. The record is from RefSeq and is a predicted model, not a curated record. The transcript has a single exon. The coding region runs from base 1 to 330 and encodes 109 amino acids. NCBI's taxonomy places the organism in Eukaryota, Fungi, Ascomycota, Eurotiomycetes, Eurotiales, Aspergillaceae.